AUGGAGCUGGCGGAACAGAUUGACGAUUCCACAUUCUGCACAACAAAUGACGAAGCUCCCACCAGAGUUAUGGGCACCUGCAAUAGCUCGCCUGAUAUUACCAUUGAUGGCGGUGGUCUGAUAAAUAGCAUAACCUGGCGACCUCUCGCAUCAUACCAUCUGCCCAUAAUUAUCUCGAUCGAGAAGCCUCCUGAUUUUGUUUCUGUGGACAACCGCACCUUUGUUAUCUUUAAUAAAGCUAAUUGGGUCGGCUUCACAGAAUUUACUGAGAGCACCUGCGACGCUCUACCCAUUCCUUCGGACGUAUGCGUUGGCGAACGUCAAUUCCGCAAGGUGAUCGCAGCAGCUACAGCUCGCUUCAUCCCGGCUGUAAGAAUAGAACAAAUCCGCCCCAAUUUCCCAGCCGAAGCAGCCGUUUUAGGUAAUGAGCGCGACACCUUACGCCAAGCCGAUCCCGGGGAUCCCAGAAUAAGGGAUCUCAAUUUGGAGAUUCGGCGUAUGGUAAACCAGCAUAAGCGAACGAAAUGGAUAGAGCAUCUAAAGACCUGCAACCUCUCCACCGGUGUGAGUAAGCUUUGGGCUACUGUCAAAGAGUUGAAGUUCAAUUCAAUAGUCAUGCCUCCUCGGACCCAAAGAACACUUAGCGUCAUAAACGCUCGGAUAGUUCGUGGCCUCAACCAGAAGCCACCCUGCGAAAGAACGAUCCUCGUAGCGUUGGACCUGUCAAAAGCUUUUGACACGGUCAAUCACACAACGCUACUGCAGGACAUUGAAAAAGCCACGCUCCCUCCAGGGCUAAAGAGGUGGAUCAUGAACUAUCUGAACGGUCGUCAGUCAUCCGUACUAUUUCGAGGUGAAACAUCUAAACUGAGAAGAAUUAAA
This is a messenger RNA of Bactrocera dorsalis (oriental fruit fly), 882 nucleotides long. RefSeq lists its product as uncharacterized. The annotation marks the transcript as partial. NCBI's taxonomy places the organism in Eukaryota, Metazoa, Arthropoda, Insecta, Diptera, Tephritidae. The transcript is spliced from 2 exons. The record is from RefSeq and is a predicted model, not a curated record.